CCGGGUUCGGCGCGGUGCCUCCAGUUCCGCCGCGCUCCGGAGAGGAGGAGGAGCAGGAGGGGGCGAGCGGGCGCCGGAGGAGGCGGAGGAAGCGGCGGCAGCAGCAGCAGCAGCGGCGCGCAGGCUUUGCCUUUGACGUCGCCGCCGCCGCCUCGGUGCUGCCGCGACCGCCGCCUCGCAGGGCCGGCUCGGAGCACGUAGAGCCCAACGUGACCGCAGCGCGCAACCCCCCGAGCUGCCGCCCCCCCCCCGCCGCCCCUCCUCCGGGCACGCUUCGGAGCGCAGCCGGCUCGGACCGCGGCGGCAGCCCCAGGAGGAGGAGGAGGAGGAGGAGGAGCGCGGGCCUCGGCCGCCGCCGCCAGACGAAGUCCCCGCUUGCCGGCUCUCCCGCAGGCCCGCGGCCGCUCCGGCCAUGGCUCCGGAGCCCCUCGCCGCCGCGCCGCUCGCCCCGCAGAGCCCCGCGCCGCCGCGCCAGGACGCCUCUUCUUGCUGCUGCUGCUGCCGCCGCUGCUGCUGCUGCUCUUCGGCGGCGGCGAUCUAAGGCGGCGGCGGUUGGCUGCUGGGCACCGCGACCCCCUCGCCUCCCGCCGGCAGCCGCCUGGCCAUCGGGCGGGGGCGGGCGGGCGGGCGCGCCUCGCUCCGCCCGCGCCUCUGCUCCUCCGGGCCGGCGGCGCCCACCUCCCCCUUGCCGGCUGGAUAUGUGGCUGCUGCUCCCGCCGCCAGGAUGGAUGUAGCUUGCGGGCUGGUGUGGUGGCUGCUGCCGGUGCUGCUGGAGGGCAUCGCCGGGCAAGGCGUCUACGCCCCACCCACGGUGAGGAUCAACCAUUCCGGCCUGGCCUGCAACAUUGAGGAGGAACGUUACUCGGAGCGAGUCUACACCAUCCGCGAAGGGGAGACGCUGGAGCUGAUGUGUCUGGUCACGGGCCACCCACGGCCACAGAUCAGGUGGACCAAAACAGCAGGAAGUGCCUCUGACCGGUUUCAAGACUCGAGUGUCUUCAACGAGACGCUGAAGAUCGCCAAUAUCCAGCGACACCAAGGAGGCCGCUACUACUGCAAGGCGGAGAACGGCCUGGGCUCGCCGGCGAUCAAAUCGAUACGGGUUGAUGUCUACUACUUGGAUGAUCCCAUUGUGACCGUCCACCAGAGCAUAGGGGAAGCAAAAGAGCAGUUUUACUACGAAAGGACUGUGUUUCUCAGGUGUGUGGCAAAUUCCAACCCACCCGUUCGGUACAGCUGGCGGCGAGGGCAGGAGGUCCUGCUACAGGGAUCCGACAAAGGGGUCGAAAUCUAUGAGCCCUUCUUUACCCAGGUAGGAAUCAAGGGUGAAACCAAGAUCCUGAAGUUAAAGAACCUUCGACCUCAGGACUACGCCAAUUACAGCUGCAUUGCUUCGGUUAGGAACGUCUGCAAUAUCUCCGACAAAAUGGUGUCCUUCAGGCUCUCAAACAAAACAGCGUCUCCCUCGAUCAAGCUCUUGGUGGACGACCCCAUUGUGGUGAAUCCUGGGGAGGCCAUUACCUUGGUGUGUGUCACAACAGGUGGAGAGCCACUUCCAACUCUAACCUGGGUGAGGUCCAUCGGAUCCCUGCCUGAGAAAACGGUCCUGAAGGGUGGGACAUUGACCAUUCCUGCCAUCACCUCUGAUGAUGCUGGCACCUACAGCUGCAUUGCCAAUAACAACGUGGGAAAUCCAGCAAAAAAGUCCACCAACAUCAUUGUCCGAGCUUUGAAGAAAGGGCGGUUCUGGAUCACGCCUGACCCUUACCACAAGGACGACAACAUCCAGAUUGGCCGGGAGGUGAAGAUCUCAUGCCAAGUGGAGGCCAUUCCUUCCGAAGAGCUCACGUUCAGUUGGUUUAAAAAUGGCCGGCCGCUGCGCAGCUCUGAGAGGAUGGUGAUCACCCAGACAGACCCCGAUGUCUCGCCGGGCACCACCAACUUGGACAUCAUUGACCUGAAAUUCACAGACUUUGGGACAUACACGUGUGUUGCCUCUCUGAAAGGAGGGGGCAUAUCAGACAUCAGCAUCGACGUCAACAUUUCCAGCAGCACAGUUCCACCCAACCUGACUGUUCCACAAGAAAAGUCGCCCUUGGUCACCAGGGAAGGAGACACCAUUGAACUGCAGUGCCAGGUGACUGGGAAGCCCAAGCCGAUCAUCCUCUGGUCCAGGGCAGACAAGGAGGUCGCUAUGCCGGAUGGGUCAAUGCAGAUGGAGAGCUACGAUGGGAUCCUGAGGAUUGUCAACGUCUCUCGAGAGAUGACAGGGACUUACAGGUGUCAGACCAGCCAGUACAAUGGAUUUAACGUCAAGCCAAGGGAAGCGCUGGUGCAGCUGAUAGUGCAGUAUCCGCCUGCCGUGGAGCCGACAUCCCUGGAGAUCAGGCAGGGCCAAGGCCGGAGCGUCACCAUGAGCUGCCGCGUGCUGAGAGCGUAUCCGACCCGGGUGUUGACCUUCGAGUGGCGGCUGGGCAACAAGUUGCUGCGGACGGGACAGUUUGACGCCCAGGACUCCACGGAGUACACCAUCCGGAGCCUCUCCAGGGACAGUUACGGGAUUUACAACUGCAACAUCAUCAACGAGGCGGGGGCCGGGAGGUGCAGCUUCCUUGUGACAGGCAAAGCCUAUGCUCCGGAGUUCUACUACGACACUUACAACCCACUGUGGCAGAACCGAGCCCGAGUCUAUGCCUACAGCCUGGAGUGGACUCAGAUGAACCCCGAUGCUGUGGACCGCAUCCUCACGUACCACUUGGGGAUCCGGCAGGCUGGCCAGCAGCGCUGGUGGGAGCAGGAAAUUACUAUGAAUGGGAAGAUCCAGAAAGGAGAAUUAAUCACCUACAACUUGACUGAGCUGAUCAAGCCAGAAGCUUACGAAGUCCGCCUGACGCCCGUCACCAUCUUUGGAGAUGGUGAUUCGACCAUUCGAGUAAUCAAAUACAGCACUCCAAUGAACCCUCACCUACGAGAAUUCCACUGUAGCUUUGAAGAUGGCAACAUUUGUUUAUUCACCCAAGAUGAAAAGGACAACUUUGACUGGACAAGACAAAACAUUAUCAACCGAGACACAAAGUACACCCCAAACACAGGACCCAGCACCGACUGGUCUGGCUCAAAGGAAGGAUUCUUCAUGUACAUCGAAGCAUCCAGUCCCAGGAAAGAAGGAGACCGAGCCAGACUGAUCAGCCCAGUUUUCAGCAUCCCCCCAAAAAACCCAUACGGAGCCACUAAUACUGUGUAUUGCUUCAGUUUCUACUACAACAUGUAUGGGCAGCACAUAGGAACUUUGAAUGUUUACCUGCGGCUAAAAAGUCAGCCUGCAAUAGAAAACCCCUUCUGGUCUUCGAGCGGUAACAAAGGACAACAUUGGUUCCAGGCCCGUGUUAAUAUACACCCAAACACUUCAUUCCAGGUUGUUUUUGAAGGGAUCCGAGGCCGGGGUAUCGAAGGAGACAUUGCCAUAGAUGACAUAGCAAUUGUGGAAGGAGAGUGCACGAAAUCGGAUUUCGUAAACAACCAUAUACCUUCGGGCGCUGUCAGGAUGCUGAUGCAUAUACAGAUUUUUCCCGUUUUCCUUCUCAUGUCUGUCUUAAGUCAUCAGAGGUGACCUUAUUCUGGCAGAGGCCACAACACAGAGGUACCACGCACUGGCAUGAAGAAAAGAGUCUUUGUAAAAUGAACAUUUCAAAAAAGAAAAAAGAAACAAAAACUACCAAAGAUUCCUCCACUGACUGACUCAAAUAUGAAAAGCAUUUUUUUAAAAAAAAAAAAUCAAACUUAAAACAUAUAUAUAUAAAAAGGAAGCAUUGGGAGUUUAUUAAAAAAAAUACACACAAAGGAAUGAAUAAGCAAGGCACUGCGGGCAUAGAACUGACAUCCCGUGGACCACACGUGGAAGCGAAGGAGACAGACCUUCAGGUGCUUUUGUGGUUAAUUAGCGAUGAACAAAUGAAAGAGAAAAAACACACACAGCAUCCAUUGGAAGAACUCUGUCAAAAGAGCUAUAGAAUUCCUUGUCAAAGCACAAAGUCAUGGCUUGUUUUGUUUCAAGUGAAUAGUUUGCUUGUUGCCAUGGAAAUCUAAAUGGCCUGCCAAAAGAGAGAUGUAAUGGAAGGAGAGAGAAAGAGAGAAAAGGAGGAAAGGAAAAACCCCGACACCUCACUGUCAAACAGGGUACAAGAGGAGCUGGUGUUUCUUUUUCCCCUUUCACACAAGGUUCCAAAGCAUCGAGUUCAGUCCAGCUGUAGGCCCUUUUUCUGCCUCUUGCUCCUGCCUUUGGAAAGAAGUGGGCCAAGACACCUGAGCUGUUGAAGACAUUCUGUUUCAGUUCCUCAUGGCAAUGCUAGAUUAACUGUCUGCGGUCUCCGUUUUGCAUGCAUUAUGUAACUCCAGGACGUAUCUACGACAAGGACAGCCACAUGGACUUGUCUGGAGUUUGCUUGCGGCCACUUGAACACACAGAAACACCCUCCCCCCACUCCUUCCAAGACCUCCCACCCCCACCCCUCGCCCAACGCCACCCAUGCCCCACUCCUGACUCCAUCGUCCGUUCUAACCGAGUGACAAAACCAAACUACCAUCUUUUUUCUAAAAUGCCAUGGAAACCAAGUGCCUUCAAUGAUAACAAGCCUGAGAAAUGGGGAGGGGAAAAAAAUCACAAAAGUUCCAGCAGAAAAAAGCUUGCAGGCUCGGGUGAGGUUUGCGUCAAACUCUUUUUCUAAAGCAAACUACAGAGCAGAACUGCAGGCCAGGAAACACAUUUAAAACACAUAGAAGCCACAUCUGGAGAUGGAUUGACUUGGAUUGCAACACAACGCCCUUCUUGGAUUGAGAUCCUUGUUUCAGCUUUCUGACAGCCAUGGCCUUUCAGCAUAUUUCCAUGAGGAAGCGGCUUCCGUUUAAUCUUGGGGGAACGAGAGCCGCUGGAGCCAGAAGGGAUGGUCAGGAUAGUACUUAGCAAAGAAGUUGAUGGUGACACACACACACACACACACACACACACACACACAAUUUUUCUUACUCUCUAACCUCUGCGCAAAAUGAGAUUGGUUCUAACUUUAGUGAGCAGAGGGAUCAGGGGAAGUUACAGUGUGUACGAAAAAAAGAAACAGACUCUUGAUGGCAAACAAACCAUAGGCCAGCUGACCUGGUUUCAUUUCCCAACACGGAGAAGAUAAGGCCUCUGCCCUUUCAUCAGACUCUGUGCAAAUUGUGAAAUAUUAUUUUAUUAUUUUAGCAAAAUUUAAAAAAAACAAACAAACCACCACUUUUACAAAAAAAUAAAAUAAAAAUAAAACCUGUAAAAAUUAUUUUCAGCUACCUGGCUCCAUUCCAUACCUAUAAUCAGCCAAUUUUCCAGUACACUGUAAAUUUUUCCCUCUACAAGUUGGUAAUGAAAAUUUGAAGACCUUUUCCUUAAAUUAUCUCAGCUUUUAACUUCAUUAAAAAAGACUUUUGUCUAAGCAAGAGUUAUUAUUAUAAUUAUUAUUUGUUCUUUCAGUACCCUAGGAUGACACGAGGAGAAAAAAAACCUGAUAUGCAAAUAAUUCGGAUAUUAAAUGGGAAAAGUAUAACAUUUGAAAACAUUAAUAUAAAAAAGCACAAAGAGAUGCAGUAAAAAGUGACGAGGCUUGAUUUUUUAAAAAUAAUUCUGUAGAAAAAAAUGUUUGUGCCGAUUCAGUCAUUCAACUGAAAGAGAUAAUUUUACAACUAUGUUCAAUAAAGCUUAUUUCCAGGUAA
Molecule: messenger RNA, 5742 nt
Organism: Hemicordylus capensis (graceful crag lizard)
Lineage: Eukaryota; Metazoa; Chordata; Lepidosauria; Squamata; Cordylidae
Gene: MDGA2
Product: MAM domain containing glycosylphosphatidylinositol anchor 2
Exons: 17
Coding region: 725-3610 (961 amino acids)
Biological process (GO): homophilic cell-cell adhesion
Cellular component (GO): plasma membrane
Molecular function (GO): protein binding
Source: RefSeq, a predicted model, not a curated record